Molecule: messenger RNA, 4320 nt
Organism: Myxocyprinus asiaticus (Chinese sucker)
Lineage: Eukaryota; Metazoa; Chordata; Actinopteri; Cypriniformes; Catostomidae
Product: nuclear mitotic apparatus protein 1-like
Exons: 14
Coding region: 18-3005 (995 amino acids)
Biological process (GO): establishment of mitotic spindle orientation
Cellular component (GO): centrosome; spindle microtubule; spindle pole
Molecular function (GO): microtubule binding
Source: RefSeq, a predicted model, not a curated record
ACACAAAGACAAAGUUGAUGAUGGCAUCCAUGUUUAAUUUUGUAAAAGCUGACACUGAUGGACUGUUUUUAGAGGAAGGACUAGACAAGUUUCUGACCAAAGAGUCGGUCAUAAAUUUUUCCACCUCCAGCUCUGAGAGUGGUUGCUGCUCGCCAGACUAUACUCAUGAGUCUCCAGUCUACGGCCGGUUUCAAAGGCGCUUCUCUCUGGCUUUCAGCUCAGAUGGCUCUCCAGCGCAGGACACAAUGAGUAUGCCACAGUUUCCAUUGAAGAAUCUUGGAAAAAAUCUAGCUCUUGCGAAAGAAGUAUGGGACAAAAUGGAGAAGAAACUGGCCAAUCAAGUCGACACCAUCUUGCAGAAAGAGAGUCUGAUCUCCCAGCUGCAGCAUAGGGUGGAGUGUCUGCUGCAGGAUCGGGGAGAGUUAAAGAAUGAACAUAAAGUCCUGCAGCUCCAGCUGAAGAAUGAGAGAGUUCAAGAGGUUCUGAAGCAUUGCCAAGACUUGCAAAUCGACUACUCUCAAAAAGAGAAAAAGAUUGGUACUCUUGCUGCUCAGACAUCGGCAGAUCUGACUCUUACACUUGCUCAGCUUCAGGACACUAUUUCCCACCUUGAGAAAGAAAAGGCAAAUAUUGAGGCAUUGCUGGAUGAGGAGAAAGGCUCUUUUGAAAAGGAAACCACAAGACUUCAGAUGGUCGUGUCUGAUCUGGAGCAAUCCAUCAGCUGUAUCUGUUUGGAGAAAGAAGCACAGAUAGCUGCUCUGGAAAGUGGUGUUUCUCGGCUGCAACAGGUGGAAGUUCAGUUGACAGCUAAGAUCAAAAUCUCUGCAGACCUCUUCCAACAGAGAGGGGAGCUAGAGGGGAAGAUUGCCUUUUUCGACAAGAUAGUUAAAUGUGUGCAUACUGAGAUCCAGGGCUUGGAAAUUGAGCAGGCAUCUCAACAGGAUGCCCUGAAUGCACUCAUGCUUGACUUGCAGAGUUCCCAGACCACCCUUCAGAAAUAUGAGAAGCUGGAAGACCAUCAGAAAGUGGUAGUGAAUGAAUCCCUGAAAAAAGAGGCAUAUGCAAAGCGGCAGGAAAUUGAUGAGAAUCUGCAGGCCAUUGGAGACCUUCAGGGGCAAAUUAGUAUCCUCAGACAGGAGAAAAUGGAGGAAGAGGACAAAGUUAGUCAGGCAAUGACCAAAAUUGAGGAACUGUCGGAGGAAAUAUCCUUGAAGGACGGAGAAAUCAGAAAUCUGAGGAAUGAGAACGUCUUCCUAGACACUGAGCUGAAGCUUGUGAAGGAGCAAAGCAUUGAAAGAAAUGAAUUGAUCCAGUCCAAACGCAAAGAGCACGAGAGCACUGUUAAGAAACUUCAGCAAGAGCUUCACUCUGCUUCUAUGACUGCAUCAGAAAAACAGAAGGAAAAAAUUGAUCUGUUAGUUGAGGUAACAUCUCUUAAAGAGCAGAUCUGCCAUUACAAUAAAAAUGAACCGCUGAAACAAAAGGAGCUAUCUGUUUUAGAGGCAGAACACAACGUGCUGAAAGAAAACUUGGCUUCUCUUCAGAACCAGUUGGUUGAGGUCACCACUACAGCUUCACAGAAGGAAUCUGAGCUUAUCUCGCUUCAGCAGGAGCUUUGCCAUCAAGAAACCCUGAGAGAAAAGGCUCAGGAUCUUGAGAGAGCCAGGCAUGAAGAGUUUGAGAGAAAGGUGAGUGAGCUUCAGGCCAAAAUCCUAGAGUUUUCCACUAUUGCCUCUGGAAGGAAAGCUAAAAUAAGUUCUCUUCAAGAUGAGAUGAAAGAUCAAGAAUUGAGAUUCCAGAAAUGUAUUGCUGAUCUGGAGUUAAAGGUGGAGAAACAAAGUGACUCCAUCCUUGCUCUUAAAAAUGUUUCCCAAACAUGGGAGCGGCAAAGUAAUGAACUUCUGGAGAAGCUGAAGAAGGUGUCAGAAAAAUUAUGUCAAGAAAACAUUCGAAAACUGAAGCUGGUGGAGGCUCAGGAGAAGAACAAGUCUCUUGAGCAGUCCCUUGAGUUCAGCAAGAGAGAAGUCAAAGCUCUGGAGACAGAGCUGACAUUGGCUUGUGUGAAAUCAGACCAGGUGAAGACCGAGAAGAAGCUUUCAGCUAAAGUGAAAAGAUUGAAGACUGAGAUAAGACAUAGUGAAGUAAAGGAGUCAUUCACUUCAAAUUCUGCCCAAUCUCAUCACAAACUGGCUACCCACCACUCAAGGCCCAUCUCCAUGAACCUCUCCAAGGAAAAAGCUGCCACAACUUUACCUAAAACAGACAAACUUCAAGCCACCAGUAUGUACUGUAUUGGUGCGGAGAAUGAGCCCGAGCAUGAUGACCAUGACUGGAUGCGCAUUGCUGAACUCCAGUCGCGAAACAAAGCUUGUCUGCCUCACAUGAAGAGCAGUUACCCACUAGAGUCCACGCCCCAUCUGGGACGUCCCUCGUUAACAAUAACGGAUGAAGACCUUAGGAUGGGUGACCCAGAUGAGACUAUUCGACGUGCAUCCAAGAUUCCAGAUCAGCGCAUGGAAUCUUUGAACUCCCGAAAUUUCUCUUUGGCGCCUGGAGCAAGUUCAAGCCAGGGUCUUGCACAGUCCCAGCCCCAGCGCUCCAGCAUGUUACGUGGUCGGAUCCGAUCCAGCAUAAGAAAUACCUCAAAUGUGUGUGCAUCAGAAAAUGCAAACAGCCCAUUUGCUUCCAAACGCCCUCAAUCACAGCUGCAAGGCCCUGGCACACCUGAGGCGAAGAAGUUGGCAAGCUGCUUCUCUCGGUCAAUGACAUCUAAAGGCAGACACACCAACACUCAAAACAGACUUCCAAACUCUCCGUCUGAGCGAAGGACAUCUGUUAUGUUCACUGUUCUAAAUACUCCAAAGACCAGCACUCGUGGUGACCGAAGACUGCAGCGAGGUCUCAAAAAUCUGCAUAACGGCACCCGCAAAUCUCCAGUUCUGGACUCAACUCUGAGAAUGUCGCCCUGCAACAAGUCUCCUAAAUCUUCCUAUACCAUAAAGUAGACUUUCAGUUAAUGUUUGCAGUGAAAAAAACACCAAGGAUGCAUUCUGCCUUAAUGUGGGUUCAGAGGAUCAUCAGCAGCAGCAUCAUCAUCUUCAUCAUCAGCACCAGCAUGACCCCCAGCUUCCUCAGGAAGUUGAAAAUUGUUGUGUGACUGCAAUGUUGUGGAGAAGUGCUGUAACCACUACAACAGCACAGCUUUUGCAGGGGUUCAGCUUCAGGACUUGCUUAUGCAGCGAAAACAUUUCCACCUCUCCAUUAUAGAAUGUGUCCUUCCAUGGGCCUGAUUGAACCUUUCUCUGCAAUGGUGGUUGGAUGAUGCACAGGUGUCAAGAGGAUAUCUAAUGUCUCCCAACAGCCUGCUAUCACCAAAGCCACCCUCUUCAGCCACCUGGAAAAUUGUAGAAUUGGCCCACACAAAGAGUCAUGUGUGCUUCCAGGCCAUUUUGCCACUGUCAUUGAAGAUCCCCUGGUGAUCACACACUACUUGAACAUUAAUGGCUGGAUAGCCCUUCCUUCAAAUGUACAAGGGCUCACUCACCAUGGGACUUGCCACUGGGAGGCAAGUCCAGGGUGCCAUCGAUGACACCAAUCACUGUUGGGAUGUUGGUAAUACUAUGGAACUGUUGAUUAGCCAGCUGGAUUUUUUGAGGAGUUUUGGGGAAAGUCAGUGCGGUGUUCAUAAGCUGUAACAGCAAAGGUGUUACUGCUGUCUUGAUGACCGAAGACUUGCUGAGCCACAGGCAAUCACCUACCACCUCCAUAAAACCUCCCACAGCACAAUAAUGCAGUGUAGCUAAGAACUGCACUGCUGGACUUAAGGCAUAGUUUCUUCUUGUGGCCCUCUGAAGGUGUGGUUUCACAACCUGCAGCAAUUCAAGGAUCUUGGUCCUUGGAACCUGGAAUUUUCUUAUGUCGUCAUCAGAUAGAGGGGUGGGGUGAAGUGGGGUAAUAUUUGUCCUUAUGUAGGCAUUUAUAUACCCUGCCUGACUUCUGCGUCACCUUCUGUGCUUAAGCUGUGAUUCUUUGUAAAGCUGCCAUUGUUGAGCAUUUGAUACACACAUAUAUACUGUAUUUAUUAGGAGAAUCAUUAAUACACCUGCUACGGAUGCACCUGAGGAAUGGAUAGAAACACCUUGGUGGCUAAUAAUCAUCUAAAUUAACUAUUAUUAAAUAAUUGUAUUCAUCUGUCAAUGGGUUUUGGUUUUAAAAUAGGCUGUUUUCAUGCUGUGGCUUGGGAAAAAUGAAAAGGCCUCUCUUGAGAAUUGUCUGAGGAUUUAAAUAAAGGAUGUGUUUUGUGUUCAUGUUCGGCUUAUA